UUGGAGCCGUUUGUAUUUGGAGAGUGGAAGGCAAAUUGUUUUAGAAUUUCCCAUUUUUGGCUGAAUCCUUAAACUUCCUACCAUUUUCGCUCAAAAUCCCUCCUUUUAAUAGGAAAAACCCGAUCUUUCAGUCACCCCAGAGUGAAAAAGAAAUGGAUUCGGUGAAUCUGGGUUCUUUGGUUCAAUCUUACUCCAUUUUCAACCAAGCUUCCAGAUCCAAGUCUUCUCCUUUACCCAGAUCGUUUCCCUUGAAUCCCUUGAAGAAUCUUUCAUCUUCAACCCCCCAAGUCCGAUGCUUUACAUCUGUUCCUUCGAUUUCAUCGGUCCUUACAAAAGAAGACACCGUCAAGGAAGAGGAAAAAGAGCCUCAAACCCCAAGCUUUGAUUUCAAAUCCUACAUGGUUCACAAGGCGAACUCGGUUAACCAAGCCAUGGAUUCAGCUGUUUCGCUUCGUGACCCUGUUAAAAUCCACGAAGCAAUGCGCUACUCUCUUUUAGCAGGCGGCAAAAGGGUCCGUCCCGUGCUUUGUUUAGCCGCCUGUGACCUCGUUGGCGGCCAAGAAUUCAUGGCUAUGCCCGCCGCAUGUGCCGUCGAAAUGAUCCACACCAUGUCUUUAAUCCACGACGAUCUUCCUUGCAUGGACAAUGACGACCUCCGUAGAGGAAAACCGACUAAUCACAAGGUUUUCGGUGAAGAUAUAGCUGUAUUAGCAGGGGAUGCUCUUUUGGCUUUUUCUUUUGAACACAUAGCUGUUGCCACUGUUGGUGUUACGCCUGGUAGAAUCGUGAGAGCAGUUGGGGAAUUAGCUAAAUCCAUUGGGGCUGAAGGGUUGGUGGCUGGUCAAGUUGUGGACAUCACAAGUGAGGGGCUAACCGAUGUGGGAUUGGAUCAUUUAGAAUUCAUCCAUGUCCACAAAACCGCUGCUCUGCUUGAAGCGGCUGUUGUUUUGGGGGCAAUUCUUGGAGGUGGAUGUGACGAAGAUGUGGAAAAGUUGAGGAAAUUCGCAAGGAACAUCGGGCUUUUGUUUCAAGUUGUGGAUGACAUUCUUGAUGUGACAAUGUCAUCUAAAGAGUUAGGGAAGACUGCAGGGAAAGAUUUGGUUGCUGAUAAGGUCACCUACCCAAAGUUGAUGGGGAUAGAAAAAUCAAGGGAUUUUGCAGAGAAGUUGAAGAAUGAUGCAUUAGAGAUGCUUCAAGGAUUUGAUCCUGAGAAAUCUGCACCCUUGAUUGCCUUAGCUAAUUAUAUAGCUUACAGGCAAAACUAGGCUGCCUAUUGUGUUUUAUUAAAAAAAUAACCAUUAGAGAAAGAAUCAGUUGAGUAGUAUUAAUAGUCUUCUACAAUGAUGAUAAAAGAUGAGAAUUUCCUUAGUGUUGUAAAACUCUCAUCAAAUCCUAGAUUUAAUUGUUGAACUUAUUCAGUUCUUCCUCAAUUGA
Hibiscus syriacus is the source of this 1434-nucleotide messenger RNA. Its product is annotated as geranylgeranyl pyrophosphate synthase, chloroplastic-like. Gene Ontology annotation, molecular function: geranylgeranyl diphosphate synthase activity. The transcript has a single exon. The coding region runs from base 153 to 1265 and encodes 370 amino acids. Gene Ontology annotation, biological process: isoprenoid biosynthetic process. The record is from RefSeq and is a predicted model, not a curated record. Lineage: Eukaryota; Viridiplantae; Streptophyta; Magnoliopsida; Malvales; Malvaceae.